CUUGCGCAGCCGGAGCCGCUCCCGUCCCGUGUCCGCUCCGUGUCCCCCCCCACUUCCCCUCCCCUCCGGUGCGGCUCGUGUGACCGGAGCGGUUGGAGUCAGUUAACGCCCGCGGAGGGAGGCCCUGAGCCCGCCACAGCCGGCCGCAGAGGGGGGUUGACGGCGGCCUCCUCGGUCCCCGGUACCAUGAGCAUCGAGAUCCCGCCGGGCCUCACGGAGCUGCUGCAGGGCUACACGGUGGAGGUGCUGCGGCACCGGCCGGCCGACCUCCUGCGCUUCGCCGCCGACUACUUCACCCGUCUGCUGGAUGCCCGCGACCAGGAGGCGGCCGGCGACGGCCGGCUGCUUGUCACCUUCGAUGGGGAACCCAUGCAGACCGAGUCCAACGGCGACGAGGAGCCCGAUCGCGGCAACGAGGACUCCGACUCCGACUUCGAGCCUCCAGUUAUUAACCGAUACAACAGAAGAGUAUCAGUUUGUGCUGAAGCUUUCAAUCCAGAUGAAGAGGAAGAAGAUACAGAACAAAGGGUAGUUCAUCCAAAAACCGAUGAACAGCGGCGCAGACUCCAGGAAGCAUGUAAAGAUAUCCUGCUUUUCAAAAACCUUGAUCAGGAGCAGCUGUCUCAGGUCCUUGAUGCCAUGUUUGAGAGGAAGGUGAAACCUCAGGAACAUGUGAUUGACCAAGGUGAUGAUGGUGACAACUUCUAUGUUGUUGAGCGGGGACUGUAUGAUAUUGUUGUAGCAAAAGACAACCAGUCACGCUGUGUAGGCCGCUACGAGAAUCACGGCAGUUUUGGGGAACUGGCACUGAUGUACAACACUCCUAGAGCUGCCACCAUUGUUGCCACAACAGAAGGAGCCCUUUGGGGACUGGAUCGAGUGACAUUCAGAAGAAUCAUAUUGAAAAACAAUGCCAAGAAGAGGAAGACAUAUGAAUUAUUCAUUGAGUCUGUCCCCCUUCUGAAAUGCUUGGAGGCAUCAGAGCGAAUGAAGAUAGUGGAUGUUAUAGGGGAGAAAGUGUUUCAAGAUGGGGAGCGUAUCAUUUCUCAGGGCGAUAAAGCAGAUUGUUUUUACAUCGUAGAAUCUGGUGAAGUAAAAAUCUUGAUUAAAAGCAAGAUUAUGACGAGUCAGGAAGCUAACCAAGAAGUGGAGAUUGCCCGAUGUCACAGAGGGCAGUAUUUUGGAGAGCUUGCACUUGUUACCAACAGACCCAGAGCAGCCUCUGCCUAUGCUGUUGGGGAGGUCAAAUGUUUAGUCAUGGAUGUGCAAGCAUUUGAGAGGUUGCUUGGACCCUGCAUGGACAUUAUGAAGAGGAAUAUAACACAUUAUGAGGAGCAGCUGGUGACAAUGUUUGGCUCUAGCAUGGACCUGAUGGAUCCAGGGAAUUAGGCACAGGGUACCUCAAUGCCUUCUUAGUUCAAGACACAGAAAAGCCUCCUAUCAGCAACACAACUCACAAGGAAAACGGACACUACAGAACAGUUACUGCUGCUGUCUUCUUGGGCAUUUUAGAAACAAUAAACAAGUUUCAGCACAGAUGGAUUGCUCACUCCCUGCCUCCACUUUUCUGCUGAUACUUCAUUAUUAGACCUAGAUAAAGAUGAUUAUAACCCUAUGUUCACUUACUUGGUUCAGAAUGGCAUCUGUCCAACAGUUCAAGUGCCUCAUAUGAAACCCAAAGUGUGCAAGAUAUAGAAGCCUCCUUCCUUCUGGUGUUACUGUUGGGAUAAAUUUUCUUAUGAGAUUCUGUAGUGGGAAGGUGCCUGUUCUGCAGAGGCAGCCUGUGGAAUAUGAGCCUUUUAUGGGCUUGUUACGUUCAUCUGACGCUUUCCUUUCCAUGUCAAAUUUGCUUUUAAUUGUAGCAUCUGGGUUUGAAGUUACAAUAUCAAUGGAGCCAGUUCAUAAGGUGGCACUGAAGUUUUCUUCCACCUGCUGAAAGUGGCAGGUACUAUAGCUCUUUAAACCAAGUAGACUGAGCUGGGGAGACGGGAGAGUCUGCUUAGCAGCAAAAUGCUGAAAAUGAAGCAUUACUGCGUUUUAAGUGUUUUCUGAGCAGCAAAGAACAUUGUUUUAUUCUGUGCUGCCCAAAAAAAAUGCAGUGGUUCAGAUUACAUGGCCCAAAGGUGUCAGAAUUGUCAUCUCUCCAAAUCUGCUCCUUGGUGAGAUCACAAUAUAUGACCUUCUCUUGCUUACAGAGAUCCUUUAUACCGCUAGAUUUCCCAGGGCACUGUUGUUGACUGGGUCAGUUUUAAAGCUUUUUAAGGAGGUGAAUGUUUUGUAAUUUAAACGAAGAUUGCUUCUGUACUUGUUUACAGGAGCUCCCCCAGUCCUAACAUUUCACAGUAUUCUAACUUCAUUAGACACUUGGAUGCUUCCAAAUACCAUGUUGAUUUGCUCAACUUUUCAGAGGUUGGCAACAUUUGACUUUGUGAAGCAAAUGUCUUCGCUAACUGCGCAGUUGGUGUGUUUGAGGAGUCUUUUUGGUUUAGGUGAUAACCAAGCUAAUGUUUAUCUAAAAUACCUAGUAAAUUUGCAGCAUUUAUUGGGUAGAUUCUAUUUCUAUAGCUUUAAUGAUCUUAAUUGGCAUACUGCUGAGAUUUUUAUCAGAGUAUUAUCUAAACAAGAAGCAGGCCAGAAGAAGGACGUUUUUAUGGUGUACAAAACCCGAGUAUUUAUAUGGAGACGUUGAAUUUGUAGGUAUUAAAUCUCGUGACCCUCUGAAUUGUCAUUCUUCUGCAGCUCAUGCAAACUUUACUGGUGUUUUAUGAGGUUAUAAAAUUUUAAUUGUGGAUGCUAGUAUAACAGAACCUGCUCUUUUUCAUGGCCACGUGAACAAGAAUAGAAGGAUGCUAACGUUGAAUCUCUGCUUCUAGUUAUCACGGGGGACACGAAGCAGCGAGAUGCUUAGCUGCAACUUUUAAGUUGAUUUCUGGACGAUUUUUUUUUUCUCCCCAAAUGGAUGAGCUCCUCUCAAUUCCUGUAAUAUGAGUAAGAUGGAAACUUGGUGAAUUUGAAUGGCUGUUGUCCAGUUGCUGUAAUUGGAGUAAUAUUUUUAUAUGAUGCCAAUGAUUUGUAAUGGACACCACAGAGGGGAGGUGUUUCCAUGUUAUUAAAGUCCUGGUUGUGAUGUCUAGUGGCUGUUCUAACUGCAUGUGUUUUAGGACAGUGAAUUUCCCUUGCUUUAUUAGGCUGGUUAUUUUUUUACAGCCAGAGAAGCAGCAAGUACUUUUCAUUCAUGCUUCCAAGGUUUUUAACACCAAAGAAAAAAAAAAUCAUUCUUGAGAUUACAGAAUUAAAAAAAGCAAGCAAACUAAAGCAAACUAAGAAACAAAAAGUGAAAAAGCUCUAUUCAUCAGGCCCUUGAAUUAAUAAUAUAUAAAAGUUUAAGAUGCUUUGAGCUCCAAGGUGAGUCUUUCUGAAGCCAGAUCAUGACUGUCCUGCAAACCAGACAUGAACUCGUCUCCAAGCCAAUGUGAGUUUCUGUGCUGCCUGAACUGUCAUGUGAACUAACGAGAAACUUGCAGUGAAAUCAUCAGCUGGCCUUUGUUGCUGCCAGGCAGAAUAUCCUCUCAUUUAUCCAGAGGAGCCUGGCAGACUGAGCUGCCUUACAGGUGGAUUCUGAUUCCUACAGCCUUUGGCUCUCUGCAGGACAGGGUUGUAUACCUCAGCAUAUGCAAAUGGCAAUUGUUCUGAAGCUUAAGCAAAAAAACCCAACACGCAACCAGGGCUGAUGUUUGAUCCUUAAGUAAUUCAGAUUCUGCCUGGAAGGGAGGUUGCUUCUAGAAGUCAAAGGAAAGGAUAAGAAUGUGAAAUCAAAAGAUUGGGAUCCCAUGCUAGAAAGAAAGAAAAAGCUUUUGUUUUACAUUUCUCUAGAUUCCCUGAAGCAAAGGCAAACUGAGCUGAAAAAGCAGCAGCCUGUAAGAAGGCUCAUCCGUUAAAAACUA
Dryobates pubescens (Downy woodpecker) is the source of this 3944-nucleotide messenger RNA. RefSeq names its product protein kinase cAMP-dependent type II regulatory subunit alpha (gene PRKAR2A). Gene Ontology annotation, molecular function: cAMP-dependent protein kinase regulator activity. The record is from RefSeq and is a predicted model, not a curated record. Bases 187 to 1389 code for a protein of 400 amino acids. Gene Ontology annotation, biological process: regulation of protein phosphorylation. The transcript is spliced from 11 exons. Gene Ontology annotation, cellular component: cAMP-dependent protein kinase complex. NCBI's taxonomy places the organism in Eukaryota, Metazoa, Chordata, Aves, Piciformes, Picidae.